CUCUGUUUCACGGAAGUCGUUCUGGAAGCUCUGACGUGGCCAAAUAAUAACCCGACAUCUUGAGGAAGGAAACGCCUUAAAGAGGAAAGAAUUGAAAACAACUUAUUCCUUCUGCCAAAGUUGAAUCCAUCUUUCACUAUGGGGAAUUUAUUUGCUAGCCUCUUUAAAGCAUUUGGCAAGAAAGAGAUGAGGAUCCUCAUGGUGGGUCUCGAUGCUGCUGGUAAAACAACAAUCCUGUACAAACUCAAACUUGGAGAAAUUGUAACUACCAUUCCAACUAUAGGUUUUAAUGUUGAGACAGUCGAGUACAAGAACAUAAGUUUUACAGUGUGGGAUGUCGGCGGUCAAGACAAAAUUCGACCGUUGUGGCGUCACUAUUUCCAGAACACACAGGGUCUCAUCUUUGUUGUGGACAGCAAUGACAGAGAGCGAGUGAACGAAGCCCGCGAAGAACUGAUGAGAAUGUUGGCAGAGGACGAACUACGAGAGGCAGUCUUAUUAGUAUUCGCUAACAAACAGGACCUCCCAAAUGCUAUGAAUGCGGCCGAACUCACAGACAAGCUGGGACUGCACUCCCUCCGCCAUAGAAACUGGUACAUCCAAGCCACCUGUGCCACCAGCGGAGACGGUCUCUAUGAAGGACUGGAUUGGUUGUCUAAUCAGUUAAAAAACCAGAAAUAGGCCUAAUCAUCAUAAUCCACUGUCCUCCUCAACUCACAUAUACCUUUUUCACACUAUCGUGCCGACCCAAACCGUACAGUGGCUCGGAUUAUUUUCUUUCACAUUGUCCUUUCCAGCACGGUUCUAGCAACUGUGUGGUAGAUUAGUUACCAGGCUGGCGCAGUACAGCUCGGCCCGGCUCAGUAGUGUGAAAAGGGUAACACUGUAUCUUCUCUCUACCUUUGCUUUGUACUCUUCUGAUGUUGCAAAUUCAGCUACUUUUGUCAAAAAGUACCUACUGGAAAGCUGCACUCAUUUCUCAUCUCUAGUUACAACAAUACACCAUACGGGCCAGGGGGGAUAAUAACACAAUCAUGGAAAGCUGUCUGGGUUUCUUAUUUAAUGUAAAUAGUCUUGUUUUGGGGGGGUUAUGAGGCAGCUUAUUGCAGACUUACAAAAAAUCCACCUUGGUUAUUUCCUCCUCUUGACCAGGCAUAUACGUGUCUAGUAAAUAGAAAGGGGAGGCAAAAAAAGAAAAAUAAUUAAUGGGACCCCUUGUCUCAUUCCUAUGUUUGACUUUUUUUUUUUACAUUAUAAGUCUGCUGGUAAUUUGUACUUAAAAUGAGUGUUUCUUGGGCGGGGGGGGGGGUAAUUCUGAAUUAUGCAUACAUACAGAUGUACUACUUGCAACAAUGAUGGUUUAAUAGCUCAGAAUGCUACAAUACCCUGCUCCCCCAAAAUACCAUUUAGCAAAACACUGAAGAGAAUAUUAUUGAGAUGAAGUCUAAAACAGAGGUUAGUGGGCUUCAAAGUCGAGAACUCUUGUCAACACUUACCAGCUUUUGUUGUGUGUCAGAUCAUGUUGGCUUUCAUUGAGAAGUGGCUGCCAUGCAGAGUAACUAUGUUCCUCCAUGCAUCUCAUCAUUCACCUGCUUUGUGAUGGACAGAGGUGCUGUCUGUACAGCAUUAUGACUUAUGUUUGUAUGACAGUGGCUCAGGUUAAUAAUCAUGUGUACUGCCUUUGUCGCAGUGAGCCUGAAUUUAAUAGCAAAAAAAGUGCAUGAUGUGGUCUGUAUGUUGGACAAGCAACAAGUGCACGUUCAACAUACACAGAUUCUGCACAAAUCAACAGAUUUUCACAAUGCCUGGAGAGGCAGAGUUCCUGCCUAUCCAUUUGCUAUAAUAAUCACAUGUUCUGUGCAGAAUCUAAUAUCUCAAACACACAUUGAUUGUCUGCGGGACUAGCUAAUUGAUUGUUAAUGUUUGUCUGCAUAAGCAUUAUGUCAUUACUCCUCUUGUCAGCUGCAGGUGCUCAAGGGUUGGGAUACCUUGAUGUCCUCAACAUCAGCAUCACAAUGACUUAAACCACAACAACCUUGUAACUCAGGGGUCAUCAACCUUUUCUUGGCCAGGGACCCCCUCCCAGGCAAACUGGUGACCCAGGGACUCCCAUCAUAUGUUAGCCAAAACAUAUUUUCCUAAUGUCUUAUCAGGUGAAUGAUAAUGUCAAGGAGAAGUAAUCAAAACAUUUAAAAAUGAAUAGAUUUGGUAAAUAGUUUUUCAUUAGUUUGACCUCCCCACAUUAUAAUUGGAAGAGGAAGUGUAAACUCUAACAUAGCCUAUUAGCUAGAAAGGAAACCGCAAACACUUUCUCUAAGCGCAGCUGUUUAGCUGGUUAUCCAUGUUUUGGCAAAAAUGUAUGUCCAAAUCAGGAAAACUUACCAGCAGCCAGUAGCACUUGCCACGCUGGUAGCCUAUUUUUCAAAGCCUAUGUCCGAUACUCCAGUGAGUGUAAUUUGCUCGAUAUUAGGAGUUGAGAAAUAAAGUUUACAUCAUUAGAAAGAAGAUACUCUCCUCUUUUCUGCUGUAGGUAUGUCAUUCAAAAUGUGUUUAGUCUGUUGUUGCUAGCGAUAUUCAUAAAAACAUUGAACCCCCAUCACAGACCCCCUGCAGUACCUCCGCGGUCCCCAGGUUGUUUACCCCUGCACUCAAGGUAUAUGCUAUAUGAUGCACUGGUAUGACAAAAGCAGUUGUAUUCUAAAUUCUGAUGUCCUGCAUUUUCCUCCAUCAUCAUGACCUGAAGACCUUGUUUUUGUCCCAUUUUUUUGAGAAUGAUAAAAGUAUAUUAAUAGUUUUGGAACGAGGCAUGUAUUAAUGUCAGUGGCAAUAUGAGAUCUGUAUGAACUCCGUAUUUUUUACUUAGUGGGCGCUAGUAUUUUCUUCUCUCCUUUGUAGCUCAUGUUGUCCUUGGCUAAGUUCUGAGGGGAUGCUUUUGUCCUCAUGUCAAAGAAACAUGCUGUUCCAUUACAAACCUUUGAGCUUCUUAUCAAAAGGUUCUGGGUGUUAUUCCACCAGAGUGCUAUGGACACUUCUUAGUCUUUCUUUUAAAGCAAGGCGUUGGGAAAAAAAUAAACGUAUCUUGAUUGAUAACUGAUUGCCUGAACCUUUUGUUGAAACAUUGUUAAUCUCUUUAGCAGAACUUUGUCAAUUUGUUUUUGCUGUAAAGUUAUUUCAGCUUUAAUUUUUUUGUGAGAAAAGCACUAAUUAAAGUGAUUAGAGAAUGUUUA
Messenger RNA from Coregonus clupeaformis (lake whitefish), 3227 nucleotides. Its product is annotated as ADP-ribosylation factor 1. Gene Ontology annotation, molecular function: GTPase activity; GTP binding. The coding region runs from base 139 to 681 and encodes 180 amino acids. Gene Ontology annotation, biological process: intracellular protein transport; vesicle-mediated transport. The record is from RefSeq and is a predicted model, not a curated record. The transcript is spliced from 5 exons. Gene Ontology annotation, cellular component: cytoplasm; plasma membrane. NCBI's taxonomy places the organism in Eukaryota, Metazoa, Chordata, Actinopteri, Salmoniformes, Salmonidae.